Coniophora puteana RWD-64-598 SS2 is the source of this 1966-nucleotide messenger RNA. Its product is annotated as peptide chain release factor eRF aRF subunit 1. The transcript is spliced from 7 exons. Gene Ontology annotation, molecular function: translation release factor activity, codon specific; sequence-specific mRNA binding. The coding region runs from base 109 to 1422 and encodes 437 amino acids. Gene Ontology annotation, cellular component: translation release factor complex; cytosol. Lineage: Eukaryota; Fungi; Basidiomycota; Agaricomycetes; Boletales; Coniophoraceae. Gene Ontology annotation, biological process: cytoplasmic translational termination. The record is from RefSeq and is a predicted model, not a curated record.
CGCCCUUUCCCCCUUCCCCCCAAUCCCUUUUUCAUUGAAAGGACUAAAACCCGCUUGUGUAUUUGCUACCCCGGCAGCAGCAAGACACUCGAAUCGCGGCAAGCAAGGAUGAGUCAAGAUGUCGCAGAGCAGAACAUUCAGAUGUGGAAGGUCAAGAAGCUCAUCAAGAGCCUUGACGCCGCCAGAGGAGCAGGCACGUCUAUGAUCAGCCUGAUCAUCCCGCCCAAGGAUCAAAUCUCGCGUGCGUCCGCGAUGCUGACGCAGGAGUACGGCACCGCGUCCAACAUCAAGUCGCGCGUCAACCGGCUCUCGGUCCUCGCCGCCAUCACGAGCACGCAGCAGCGCCUCAAGCUCUACAACCGCGUCCCGCCCAACGGGCUCGUGCUCUUCGUCGGCACGAUCCUCACCGACGAGGGCAAGGAAAAGAAGGUCUCGUUCGACUUUGAGCCGCACAAGCCCAUCAACACAUCGCUAUACCUCUGCGACAACAAAUUCCACACGGAAGCGCUCUCAGAGCUGCUCGAGUCCGACUCGCGCUUCGGCUUCAUCGUCAUGGACGGCAACGGCACGCUCUUCGGCACGCUCGCGGGCAACACGCGCGAGGUCAUCCACAAGUUCACUGUCGAUCUCCCCAAGAAGCACGGCCGCGGUGGUCAAUCCGCACUUCGUUUUUCGCGCCUGCGCGACGAGAAGCGCCACAACUACGUGCGCAAGGUCGCGGAGCUCGCGGUGCAGCACUUUAUCACCGCGGACAAGGUGAACGUGAACGGGCUCGUGCUCGCGGGCAGCGCGGACUUUAAGACGGAGCUGAGUCAGAGCGAUAUGUUUGAUCUGCGGUUGGCGGCGAAGGUGAUCAAGGUGGUGGAUGUGAGUUAUGGCGGCGAGAACGGGUUCAACCAGGCCAUUGAACUUGCGUCCGAGUCUUUGGCCAACGUCAAGUUCGUCCAGGAGAAGAAGCUCAUCCAGAAGUACUUUGAUGAGAUCAGCCAGGACACGGGCAGAUACUGCUUCGGUAUCGACGACACGCUGAAGGCGCUCGAGCUUGGCGCCGUGGAGACGCUCAUCGUGUGGGAGAACAUGGACAUCACGCGCUACAUCCUGCGCAACGCCGCUGGCGAGGAAAUUGUGAUCCACGCAAACAAGGAACAAGAAAAAGACCGCGAAAAGUUCACAGACAAGUCCACCGGGCUCGAGAUGGAGCAGCUCGCGGAGCCGCAGCCCCUCCUCGAGUGGUUCGCGGAGAAGUACAAGGAAUUCGGCGCGGCGCUCGAGUUCGUGACGAACCGCUCGCAGGAGGGCGCGCAGUUCGUGAAGGGGUUUGGCGGGAUUGGGGGGCUGCUACGGUAUAAGGUGGAUUUGAGCAAUCUGGCGAGUGUGGAUGAUGAGGAGGACGAGUUUUAUUCGGACGAUGAUGAUAUUUGACGGUAUUGUUGGCUCUUCGGAGCCCGGGAUGUUCUGCGGGGCACGCCGGGCGGGGUGGAAGGUGGGUGUGGGGGCACGGGUGUCGAAAGAAUGAACGGGGAACGGAAUGGAAUCGGAAGGGAGGACGAGGACGAGGACGAGGACGGGUUUGUGAUUGUUGAGAGGGAGAUGGCGAGGUAUGCCCCGACGGGCCGGGCCUGUCAUACGGUGGUCAACGGUUUUGCGGCGUCAUUCAAUGGAUUUUCGGACGCCCUUUUCCGGCCAUUGUCGUUCAAACGUGGUGCCCCACGACGACCUUGUGAAAGGGUGAAGGUGUUGUUACCGCUUUGUAAAUCCAGUCGGAGGCGGGAGUAGUGUAGUUGGAGCGUAGUACGAUAACGAUGCUUUGACACUUUUAUUAUCCCGUACUGUAAUUCUAUGUUGUGCUUUUCUUGUCUGUUGUGUGUUAGCCGAUGUGGACUUUGUUCCGGCGAUUAGCCAAGGUGCACAGGUCAUAGGGAAAUCGGACAUGGCUUAUCUUGCUAAUAUCAUUAUUGGAGAUUUU